Polyodon spathula (Mississippi paddlefish) is the source of this 3090-nucleotide messenger RNA. Its product is annotated as CD276 antigen-like. Lineage: Eukaryota; Metazoa; Chordata; Actinopteri; Acipenseriformes; Polyodontidae. The record is from RefSeq and is a predicted model, not a curated record. The transcript is spliced from 2 exons. Bases 1123 to 1977 code for a protein of 284 amino acids.
GUGUGUAGUAUCUUUGCGAUUGUGUUUUCGAGCACGACUAGUAUUGAGGGGAUUGCGCAAUAUCGACCUCCUAUUUUCAAAGCAGAAAUAAUAACAAUAAAAUGUGGAAAUUACCAAACCAGAAGGGAUAAUGGGGGGGAAAAAAAGAGGGAAUGUAAAAAGAAAAAGAACAACCCAAUAUGAUCAACGAAUUGGAAGAACCAAAACGGGGCAGUGCGUAAAAAAGGAUUGAGAUAUGAUGUAUAAACACUGCCACAAUGUAGAUCGCAAAGGAUCAGGGGCUAAAUGGAGCAGUGUAGCCCGGGUACGAAUUAGGAUGGAUUAUUAUUAUUAUUACAUUGCUUAUUAAUCGGAUUAUUUUGUGUUAUUAUAUAUUUAAAGUUAAGUGCUCCCGGCUACAAUGCUCUACCACCCGGCUGUACAGAAUUCCUGGGGAGAACCCUGUAGAUUUAGUACAGGGCUGUGUAUUAAAUUAGGGACUCGCUAAUACAGGACUAUUUCUCUGUGCACUAAUUUAGUACCAAUUGCAACAAGAAAGGGUGUGGAUGGAUCAUUUGAUCCCCAGCUGUAGUGUAGCGCAGGAUUAAGCUUUUGAGCGAUUGCUUUCAGUUUACUAUAUAUCUAAAGACUGUUAUCCUUAGACAAGAUUACAGUGUUUUUUUGAGAAACCUAACAAGUUCCUAAUUAUUCUUUAUUUACUUGCGCAAAUUAUUUACAGAAAUUAAAUGUGUUUACGCGCAAAGUUUUGCCGUUUUUCUUAAACCAAAUUCGCAUAUAUAAUCAUAAAACGAAUGUAGCUGCUUAAAAUUUUGUUUAUCCGAUAUUGGUCCUUAUUGUUUAAUUCACACACAGAACAGAUGCAUUUGUUUAUGUUCAAGGAGUAGCCUAUGUAAGGUGAAAAUAAAAUCAGAAAUACUAAUUACAUAUUUUAGGUAUAAAAAGGCAGUAUCCCUGCUGAGGCCAUCUGUAGGCUUUCACAAUGGCUCUUUCCUUGUGGGUUUAAUUUCAUGAAACUUUCCUGGAGUGUAUAGUCUAUAACUAAGAGCGCUGUGAUGUGUAAUAAUAAUGAUAAACAGACAGACGAGUCUUUGAAUAUUGAGUGGCUCCAGUGUGUAUGGCGGUAUGAAUUUGAGAUUUCUCUUGUUUGUCGGUACAGAGAUGCAGACGGAGCGUGCAAAGAGGAUGGACUCUGCAGGAGAAGAAGCGUCCCUGAAUUCACCUGAGCUGCCCUGGAACCAGCUCUAUUUGAAGAGAAGGACCGAGUCCAGGAUCCAGUUAAGGAGGAGAGUGUGCUUCUCUGGCCCUGCUGCUGCUGCUGUUACCGGGGUAUUGGCAAUCCUCAUACUGGCUGCUGGCAGGGUCAGCGGCAGUGAGUUUGUGACAGUCCCGAGCUCAGUGAAGUGUACUGAGGGGCAGGACUGUAUCCUGAGCUGCACCUUCAACCACACAGCUGGAGGCAGGGAUGAGCAGUCAGGUGUGAUCUGGAGAAGAGCAGAAACACAUGACAUCGUUCACAGGUACCAUGACAACAGGGACCGGCUUGCCGAUCAGCCCCUUCAGUAUGUGAGCAGGACCAGCCUGUUUGAUUCUGAGCUGCAGCGCGGGAACGCUUCACUGCUGCUGAGGAGAGUCAGGAUGGGAGACUCUGGAAAUUACAGCUGCUCAGUUUCUAUAUCUGGGAGGUUUCAGUCAGGCCAGACUGAGUUGUCAGUGGUACCAGCUGACAACACAACAGCACUGUAUGUUCCAGCUAAACCCACAACAGCGCCAGACUAUGUGGUCUACUUGUGGGUUUUAGGUAUACUUGGGUUGGGUCCCAUUGGAUUCAUCAUUUAUAAAAUGAGAAGAGGCUGUUCUAACUUCUGGCAGAAUAUGAAAUGUGCACGUUGUCAUUGCUGGAACUCCAACAAUGCUCGGAGCCGUCCAUCACAGCAGAUGGAGAUGGAGAAAUUGUCAGCUGGGUGUACUGAACUGUAGCCUCUUUAUCAGGGCUGCAGACAGUUUUGAUAUUUGCAGCUAAAUUGUCUUGUAAGUUUUGCAGCAGAGAGCCGACUGCUGCUAAAUUAUCAACACCGCCUGCUCUUCAAAGAGUUUAAAAAAUAAAAAAUAAAAAAAAUUCAACAUAUCUACAGCGCCACGAUUUAACGUUGCUGCUGCGACGAGGCACCCUGGCGCAAAUCGCCAAAUUUGCACCCCUGUGUAUGAUGCAAGCCUCAAUUCGGCUGCUAUUUUAAAACAUGUUAAAACGAAGCAGCAUCAACACCUGUUUAUCUAUAAGUAAAAAAAAAAAAAAAAGAAAAUCUUUAACUUCUGCUGUUGUGAUCCACUUAAAUAGUGCACUUAGAAAUGUUCACUUGUAAAAACUGGUUGGACAGUUUGUUUUAUUUCCAAUAGUUGUAGUAAACAAGAACAGUGAGAAGGCUCCAAAAGUUGACUUGCGCUACGGGGUGUGUUUUCAUGAGGGAAAGGCCAUCCAGCAUGUCUAGAAUGGCACUGUGUGCUCGUGUUUUUAAAACAGACAGGCCGCUCCCCUGCACGGCUCAACACACCCUGAUACCGCGUUCAAUGCCUUCCUGUAAAUCAUUACCAAUCAAAUCCAUCCAUUUAAAACACUUGCACACUAUAAAUAUAUAAAUAUGUACAAUGACUAAUAAAUGCCACUACAUGGCUUAGAAGCCGAAGAAAUUAAAUAGCUCAUAGAACACAAUUGCUCCCUUGAAGUUCCACCAGUCUUAAGUUUCUCCAAACGUCAUAAGCUCCUGUCCUCUUCUGAACAGUCCCGUUUCAGCCUAGAACACUGUUGUGCAAUGCACUGCUGUACAGCACUGUUGUGUGGUACUUCACAUGGAAUGGAUGUUGCAUUUUUAUUUAGCACAGCUGAGAACUGGGCAGUGAAGUUGUUUUAUAUUCCUUGUGUUUCUCUGUGUGUGUGUGUGUGUGUGUGUGUGUGUAUAUAUAACAUAAUUUGAACACUGUGAAGCAAAUGUAUUUUUGGGGGUAAAAUAUAACUACCUUGAAGACAUUAAUAAUUUUGAUAAAUGCUGUACAAUCUUUAGUAUUAAUGGGGUAGGCAUUAAAAAAAAAAAAAAA